AUGAUUACCAAUGCUGGUGGUCGUCGUAUUGGUUGGGCGAUCAAAACUACCAAUAUGCGCCGUUUAGGUGUAGAUCCACCGUGUGGUGUCCUGGACCCCAAGGAAAAUGUCCUCAUGGCGGUUUCAUGUGAUACGUUUGACGCAACAAGAGAGGACAUCAACAACGAUCGUAUCACCAUCGAAUGGACUAACACACCGGAUGGUGCCGCUAAACAAUUCCGUCGUGAAUGGUUCCAAGGUGAUGGUAUGGUUCGUCGUAAGAACCUUCCAAUCGAGUACAAUCUCUAA
Molecule: messenger RNA, 288 nt
Organism: Acanthocheilonema viteae
Lineage: Eukaryota; Metazoa; Nematoda; Chromadorea; Rhabditida; Onchocercidae
Source: the annotation of a GenBank genome assembly